Molecule: messenger RNA, 11839 nt
Organism: Mesoplodon densirostris (Blainville's beaked whale)
Lineage: Eukaryota; Metazoa; Chordata; Mammalia; Artiodactyla; Ziphiidae
Gene: ABL2
Product: ABL proto-oncogene 2, non-receptor tyrosine kinase
Exons: 12
Coding region: 263-3787 (1174 amino acids)
Biological process (GO): protein phosphorylation; regulation of apoptotic process
Molecular function (GO): ATP binding; non-membrane spanning protein tyrosine kinase activity; protein binding
Source: RefSeq, a predicted model, not a curated record
AUGGCGGCGGCGGCGGCGGCGGCAGUGUUGAGGGCGCGGAGCCGCGGGAUGGGGAGGGAAAAGGAGAAUCUGUGAGGCGUCGAGAGGCAGCGCGGCGGCUGCUGUGAGGAGUCGGGUGCGGAGACGCCGGUGGCCGGACCGCUCAGGGCCGGGGCCUCGACUGGGAAGGAGAGGCCGGAACAAGCGCCUGGAGCCCGAGGCCGGAGCCGAGGAGGAAUGUGACCACGGGUCGGCGGGUGCGCGGGAGUACGCAAGUGCAGGGAUGGGGCAGCAGGUGGGCCGCGUCGGGGAGGCUCCGGGGCUUCAGCAGUUGCAACCCCGCGGGAUCCGGGGCAGCAGCGCAGCCAGGCCCUCCAGCCGCAGGCGGGACCUGGCGGGGCGCACCGCAGAGGCCGGCUUCAAUAUCUUCACCCAGCACGAUCACUUUGCCAGCUGUGUGGAGGAUGGAUUUGAGGGAGACAAGACUGGAGGCAGUUGUCCAGAAGCCUUGCACCGUCCCUAUGGUUGUGAUGUUGAACCCCAGGCCCUGAAUGAAGCCAUCAGGUGGAGCUCCAAGGAGAACUUGCUUGGAGCCACUGAGAGUGACCCUAAUCUCUUUGUUGCACUUUAUGAUUUCGUAGCAAGUGGUGAUAACACACUGAGUAUUACUAAAGGUGAAAAGCUACGAGUCCUUGGUUACAACCAGAAUGGUGAGUGGAGUGAAGUUCGCUCUAAGAAUGGCCAAGGCUGGGUGCCAAGCAACUACAUCACCCCAGUGAACAGCCUGGAGAAACACUCCUGGUACCAUGGACCUGUGUCUCGCAGUGCAGCAGAGUACCUACUCAGCAGUCUAAUCAAUGGCAGCUUCCUGGUGCGAGAAAGUGAGAGCAGCCCUGGGCAGCUGUCAAUCUCGCUUAGGUAUGAGGGGCGUGUGUAUCACUACAGGAUCAAUACCACCACAGAUGGCAAGGUGUAUGUAACUGCUGAGAGCCGCUUUAGCACCUUGGCCGAGCUUGUUCACCAUCACUCCACAGUGGCUGAUGGACUGGUAACAACACUACACUACCCAGCACCCAAGUGUAAUAAGCCUACAGUCUACGGUGUGUCCCCUAUCCAUGACAAAUGGGAAAUGGAACGAACAGAUAUUACCAUGAAGCACAAACUUGGGGGUGGUCAGUAUGGAGAGGUUUACGUUGGCGUCUGGAAGAAAUACAGCCUUACGGUUGCUGUGAAAACAUUGAAGGAAGAUACUAUGGAGGUGGAGGAAUUCCUAAAAGAAGCUGCAGUGAUGAAGGAAAUCAAGCAUCCUAAUCUGGUACAACUAUUAGGUGUAUGUACUUUGGAGCCACCAUUUUACAUUGUGACUGAAUACAUGCCUUAUGGGAACUUGCUUGAUUAUCUCCGAGAAUGCAACCGAGAAGAGGUGACUGCAGUUGUACUGCUUUACAUGGCCACUCAGAUCUCUUCUGCAAUGGAGUAUUUAGAGAAGAAGAAUUUCAUCCAUAGAGAUCUUGCAGCUCGUAACUGCCUGGUGGGAGAAAACCAUGUGGUAAAAGUGGCUGACUUUGGCUUGAGUAGAUUGAUGACUGGAGACACCUAUACUGCUCAUGCUGGAGCCAAAUUUCCUAUUAAAUGGACAGCACCAGAGAGUCUUGCCUACAAUACCUUCUCAAUUAAAUCUGACGUCUGGGCUUUUGGGGUGCUCUUGUGGGAAAUUGCUACAUAUGGAAUGUCACCAUAUCCAGGUAUUGACCUGUCUCAGGUCUAUGAUCUACUGGAAAAAGGAUAUCGAAUGGAACAGCCUGAAGGAUGUCCCCCUAAGGUGUAUGAACUUAUGAGAGCAUGCUGGAAGUGGAGCCCUGCCGACAGGCCCUCUUUUGCUGAAACACAUCAAGCUUUUGAAACCAUGUUCCAUGACUCCAGCAUUUCUGAAGAGGUAGCCGAGGAGCUUGGGAGAGCUGCCUCCUCCUCAUCUGUUGUUCCAUAUCUGCCCCGAUUACCUAUACUUCCUUCUAAGACCCGGACGCUGAAGAAACAGGGAGAGAACAAGGAGAAUAUUGAAGGGCCACAAGAUGCCACAGAAAAUUCUGCUUCCAGUUCAGCACCAGGGUUCAUUAGAAGUGCACAGGCCCCCAGUGGGUCCCCAGCACUGCCUCGAAAGCAAAGAGACAAGUCCCCCAGCAGCCUCUUGGAAGACGCUAAAGAGACAUGCUUCACCAGAGAUAGGAAGGGAGGCUUCUUCAGUUCCUUCAUGAAAAAGAGAAAUGCUCCCACACCCCCCAAACGCAGCAGCUCCUUCCGAGAAAUGGAGAAUCAGCCCCACAAGAAAUAUGAACUCACGGGUAACUUCUCAUCUGUUGCUUCUCUACAGCAUGCUGAUGGGUUCUCUUUUACUCCUGCCCAGCAAGAGGCGAAUCUGGUGCCACCCAAGUGCUAUGGGGGUAGCUUUGCACAGAGGAACCUCUGUAAUGACGACAGUGGCGGGGGUGGGGGCAGUGGCGCUGCUGGGGGUGGGUGGUCUGGCAUCACAGGCUUCUUCACACCACGCUUAAUCAAAAAGACACUGGGCUUACGAGCAGGUAAACCCACAGCCAGUGAUGACACUUCCAAGCCUUUUCCAAGGUCAAACUCUACAUCUUCCAUGUCCUCAGGGCUUCCAGAGCAGGAUAGGAUGGCAAUGACCCUUCCCAGGAACUGCCAGAGGUCCAAACUCCAGCUGGAAAGGACGGUGUCCACCUCUUCUCAGCCAGAAGAGAAUGUGGAUAGGGCCAAUGACAUGCUUCCCAAAAAAUCAGAGGAAGGUGCCGCUCCAACCAGGGAGAGACCAAAAGCCAAACUUUUGCCCAGAGGAGCCACCGCUCUUCCUCUCAGAACCCCCUCUGGGGAUCCAGCCAUUACAGAGAAGGACUCUCCAGGGCUGGGGGUGGCUGGAGUGGCAGCUGCCCCCAAGAGCAGGGAGAGGAAUGGUGGGGCACGACUUGGCAUGGCUGGAGUCCCAGAGGAUGGCGAGCAGACAGGCUGGGCUGCCCCCGCCAAGGCUGCGGCGGUCCUCCCAACCACUCACAACCACAAAGUGCCAGUCCUUAUCUCACCCACUCUGAAGCACACUCCAGCUGACGUGCAGCUCAUUGGCACAGACUCUCAGGGGAAUAAGUUCAAGCUCUUAUCUGAGCAUCAAGUCACUUCCUCCGGAGACAAGGACCGACCCCGCCGGGUAAAACCAAAGUGUGCCCCACCCCCGCCGCCAGGGGUGAGACUCCUGCAGCAUCCGGCCGUGUGCUCAGACUCCACGGAAGAGCCCACGUCAGAAACACAGGAGGGAGGGAAGAAGGCGGCUCCAGGGGCAGUGCCCAUCAGUGGGAAAGCUGGGAGGCCUGUAAUGCCUCCACCUCAAGUGCCUCUGCCCACAUCUUCCAUCUCGCCAGUGAAAAUGGCCAAUGGCACAGCAGGUACUAAAGUGGCUCUGAGAAAAACCAGACAGGUGGCUGAGAAAAUCUCAGCUGACAAAAUCAGUAAGGAGGCCCUGCUGGAAUGUGCUGACCUACUGUCCAGUGCAAUCACGGAACCUGUGCCCAACAGCCAGCUGGUGGACACUGGACACCAGUUGCUCGACUACUGCUCAGGCUAUGUGGACUGCAUCCCCCAAACUCGCAACAAAUUUGCCUUCCGCGAGGCUGUGAGCAAACUGGAACUCAGCCUGCAGGAGCUGCAGGUGUCUUCUGCAGCUGCUGGUGUGCCCGGGGCAAACCCUGUCCUUCACAACUUACUGUCAUGUGUACAGGAAAUCAGUGAUGUGGUGCAGAGGUAGCCACCGUUAGCCGGGUGGGAAGAUGCACACAUUUCUGAGGGGAGAGGAAAAGGGACUUGCUUUCCUGUGUUCUCGUUUCAAAAAGUGGAAGACUGAUACUUGAGUGUGUUUCUGUGAAGUACCUCAGAUCUCUGAGUUCUCACGUUUACAGGUUCAUCUCAAAAAUAACAAAAAGCAAAACCUAUAGGAGAGGGAAAAUAGAUGGGGGCAGGGCAGUUGUGGACCGGAUUGGAAGCUGCACUGGGACAUCAGGGAACAUGCAUAUGUCGUGCCAUGAAGAACCAAAUCCAGCCCGUUCUUACCUGGAGUGACGUGAGCUGGUUAGGGCUGCUCCAGCAGGGCCGCAGGGACCGUGCCCAGACAGUGCGUUGGCUGUGGCACUCAUUCUGCACCACACGGAAGGGAAUUGACUUGGGGCCCUAGUAGGUACGAAUGGUGAUUAUGCUCCAACUCAUCUAACUGAUUGGGUGGGACAGAAGAAAGCUGGGAAUGUGCCAAGAGAAGUUUUGUUCAAGGCUGUUGGGAGCUGCUGUUAGCCUCGCUUCCACAGGUCACUGCUGCAGUAAGAACUGCAGAUCAGAUGGCUAGAUGCAAAACUGGGAAAUGUGGCUCCGUCAGUAUGCUCCUGUCCUGUUUUCUAUUGGUGUAUUAAUUGGUACAGGAGGUAAAGAAUGCUAGGAAGUAUAUUUAGGGAGAUUGAAACCUUCUCCCAAAAUCUUACAUUACUUAGCAGAAGCCACUUCUCCCAGGCUAGUAUAUUGUUUCCAAAUGGAUCAGGAUCGGCUUUCUGCUUGUUGGUGCCUAUCUUGUAAACCAUAGGCAUAGGAGUCUCUUUGGUGAUUCUUUUUCUGCCCCUUGCUGGGCAGGCUGUCUUCCUUUAUUCCUGGCAGCAUUCAGGGCAUUAACCAACACUGAACAUUAUUGAAAACAAUGGUCAUGUACAGGUCUCACAGGGGAAUCCUUUUCUGUUACAGUGCCCCUGCAUACUGACAUACUGGCAAAGGACUUGAACAGCUAUAUGUUUCUUUAUCAACUAAAAUGCCAGGGAAAGGGUGUCUUCUUGAAACCCAGUGGUCAGCCCAGAGGUCUGUGACUGAGAGGAGAAGCUGGCUUGGUCCUAAUGGCUGUUUCCCCUCCCUCCCUUAUCACCUUAGACCCAGUCUAGGUAGAGAAUAGGGAGACGCAUUCUCUCACUCUGUACGGUUUCAAAUGAAUCACCCUAAAUUAUUCUCACAUGCUUUUCUCCUCUCACAUAUUCCCCCUGCCAAUGGUUGUGCUUGUUUGUAAAGAUCAUAUUGGGAAUAUUCUUUGAUAUUUAUUUUAUCAUUUCACCUCUAUUUUAAGAAUGCAUAGUUGAAGGAGCAGGUUAUUUUCGGGGGACACCAAUUAGAUCCCAGAAACCUAAUGGUUCCUUUUCCUUCCCUAUUCAGUUAUUGUUAUGGAAGUUAAUUAGGAUCGCUUCUUAAUUUAGAACCAAGUCUAAUUGGUUAGAUAUUAUUAAUACUCUUGAUAUCAGGUCUAAUUCCAGUGACCACUUCAUUCUCUUUUUAGAACUUUAUGCCCCCUCCAUUCCUGCCUCCAAGGAGAACGCAAUAAUAAAAAAAAUACAUUAUUUUUUCCUCCCAAAGGAAUAUUAACUUAGGAAGAUAGGAAUUCAACAUUGAUGAACAGUGAGUUUUCUUCCUGGCUCUGUCAUCGAUCCACUGUCAGGCCAUAGCCCCGUCUCUUAAUCUAUUAAAUGGAGGUAAUGAUACAUGUUCUCAAGGGUGUUUUGCAAAUAAGUGUAUAGUUAUCCCUUUGAGAGCCUCUCUGGAAAACUCUUCGGUGCAGUAUUGUUAUAUAAGAAUACAAGUUUUUCAUUCUCUUCUUUGCUCAGCAGCAGAUAAUGAAAUUUAAAACUGCUGAGAUUAUACUAAUUGGGCUAGAAUACUAAGGGGGAAAAAGCGUUUUGGAUAGAGUUUGGCAUCUUUGACCAAGGAGGAAAUUUAGUUUUCAUUAGAAAGAAAGGAACUGGUUCUUACCGUGGGUGUUCCAGACGACUCCCAGGCCAAGAGAAGGAUAAGAAGGGAGGAGACAGUACGGGACAUUCCUUUCAGGGGUUGGGUGAUCCCUGUCUGUCUGUUACCUACAGGUGGAGCACAGGCAACUAGUGUCUGGCUAAUCUCCCUGUAAUGGUUGGAAGAGUUCCCUUUAACUUGGAUUUAAAAACCAACAGUCCUUCUACCUUCUUCUUUGCCACUCUCCUUCAUCAUAUAUUUCCAUAAACUUGAAAUCGUUUUAGCAAUUAGCCUUUUAAGGGUGGGGCAGGGAAAGCUAAAACUUUGGAAUAUUGUUAUGCUGCUUUUUAAGUUUAUCCCUGUCAUUGUGGAUGCAACUUGAGGGAUUCUAAUUGUUGUUCAGGGGAUUUUUUUUUUUUUUUUUUAAAGCAAGGGAUCUUUCCUUGAGAGCUCUGAAAAUAAGCCUUGGAGGAACACUACUGAGUGUAUUUAAGCUCCCUGGUUUUCUCAUCGAAGAACCGUCUUUGAGGGUGGGGGCUGGGCCUUUCUCAGGGGCCGCACCUGGCUCUGCCUCGUCCGCAGUAGGUGCUCAGUACGUUCAUGAAUAGAAUGGACUUUUUUCUCAUCACUGUCAAGAGUAGCAUUGACUGUUGUAGCACACCCAGCCACAUGAUGCUUUAACUGUGUAACUUCAGGAGUUGAGGGCUCAGGGUUCAGGUUAAAGAGGCACUGUCAACUUACUAUAAAAGUGUAACUUAGGUUUUUUCCAUUAGCUACUUGAAAAGGACCAGAUAUUUAAAAUAACCAUAGGUAAAUUUAAAAGUUUGAAUUCAAAGCAGAGAAAACUGCUUUUAGAAACUAAAAAUGUAGUUUAAUUCUGUCUAGUUUGAAAACAAAGCAGAUGAUAGCAAAAGCCCUUCUACGAGGUGUUGAAAACUUUCUAAAGUGGUUAUACAUACUGUAUACCUUUGGGGUUACCACAGCUUCAGUCUUUUCAUGCACAGAUAAUAUGAUUUCAGUUUAGAUUUACUACCUUAAAAUGCAGUGUUUAGAAUACAUCUUGAUUGUGCUUUACGUGAAGUAUUUUCUUAAAAGGCUUUGUGUAAAAUUAAAAUGUGUAUAUUUUCCUACAGACCUCCAUCAUGAUUUUCAGAGAUAUAGCCUUAAAAAAUAAUUGGCCCUGAGAAAUUUAUUCAGUAUUUCUCCAGAUGACAUUGAGGUUCUUAUAGUGGAGACCCUUUCUCAGCUGAAUUAUGGGGUUUAAGUUAGAAUUUUCUUACAAUUCAGUUGCAAGUUAGCUAGUGUAAUAGUGCCCAGUUAAUAAAAUGCUGACUUUCCUAAGGCACCACCCAUAUUUAUUUAACAAAAUCAUGGAGAUUUUGAGCUUCAAGGAUACAGUUUAGAUAGUGAUUAAGAGUUCAGACUCUAAAGCCAGUCUAGAAGGCAAGUCACUUAACCUUCCUGGGCCUUAGUUUCCUCAUUGGAAAACAGGGAUAAUAAUAGUAACUACCUCAGGGUUGUUGUAAGAAUUAAAUGAGAUAAUGUGUGUAGGAUAGUUAGCUUGAGUGCCUGGCAUGUAAUGAGUACUCCAUAAAUGUUAACUACUACUACUGUUAUUAUUAACGCUUAUUCCAGUGAGUCUUAGCCAAGGAUGUGCAACAAAAUUUCCUGGGGUUUAAAAAAAGAAAAACAAAAAACCUGAUGCGUUGGCUUCACCCCAGAUCAAGAAUUCACUGUGGGGUUGGGUCUCAGCCAGUGUGUUUUCCAAGAAUCUCUCCAGGUGUUUCAGACACCCAACACUGUGUGAACACUAGCAAUACCCCAACUCUUUUUUUUUUUUUUUUUUUUUUACAGCUUAAGAAAUUGGAAGAGAGGAUGGUUAAGUUACUUGCCCAUACUCUCAGAGCAGUUAAUUAGUGGCAGAGCCAAGGCUAGAGUCGGGUCUUAUUCACUUUCUCAUUGUGGGGUCUUUCCACCAUUCCUGUUGCCUUGUGAGACGCUGCAAAAAAAAGUGGCUCAUUUAGACAAUCAGUCUGCACAGUGCUGCACACUUUCUAAAGCACACGUUCCUGGCACUCCCUGACCUUAAGGGACUUGAAUGUUGAGUAAUGGCAACACUAGCAAAGCAGGCAUUCAGUAGAACUCAGUAAUUUAAAAAAUUAUAUGGGGUCAUUCUUUUGGACAGACCUCAGCGACACAGCAAUCUGCACUUUGUAAUAAAGAAACAACAACUUAAGUUUUAAAAAACCUAGUCCUACAUUCCUUUUUCUUAAAAAAAAAAAAAAAGCAAACUUUAUUGUUCCAUAUCAUUUUGAUAACUGAGGUAAUGUAUAUGAAAGCACUUUGAGAAAAGUAUCAAGUGUAAUAUAACUAUAAAGUUGUAUUAUUAAUGUCUAUUGAGAAGUUAAAACAGUUAAUUAGAUGUUGAUUGACUUACAAGCUUUUGCCUGUGGGGGACCUGAAAAUGCAGAUAUAUGAACAAUCAGCUCUGUAAUUUAUCACAUUUAUAAAUAUGAAACUGCUAAAUGAAUAUGUGCAGGUAUAGUAAGUGUUUUGCUAAAAUUGUAGCUCAGUGCUGAAUAACUUCAGAAAACUAGGGACCAACUUUCUGGUUUAAUUAUGAUCUUUAAAAAAUAGUAACAUGUAUUCACUCUAGAACAAAGAAGCUCUUCUAGGGACCUUGACUCAAGAAGAGUGAGGCCCUCUCAUCCUUGAACGUUUGUCCAGCACAUGCUCAGCCAUUUAGUCCCCCAAAUAUGGUGGGAGCAGACUCGUUACCUGUUCAUGUUGACAGUGUCUUUUUUAACCUAUGUCCUGCAUAGUUUUGUUGGGGUUUUUUUGGCGGGGGGGCAGAGAUGGGAUGGCUGUAGAACCAGUGCACUUUGGGAAUUACUUUUCUGGGAUUUCCUACCAGAUGUAGAUGAGCUUGAUAUUCAUCAUCCCUGUUUUUUUUUUUCCCCCCCUAAGAGGAGUAGCUGAACAUAACUCACCUAUUAAAUAAUUUAAAAAAGAGUAAAUUGCAUUGGUGGCCACACCUGAGUUGUAGCUCUACUGCAUUCUGACCUCUCCCACUCCCUUCCAUUUUUGCUACCGAUGUCAUUGUUACUAUCAGGCUAUGCUCCCACAGGAGUCCAUAUUGAGCUGACAGGGUUGUCUACAUUUUUUUCUUGAUGAUUUUGGGGUUUCAUCAUCUUGCUUACAUGAACUUGUUCUACCUGGAUUUGGGAGCCAUCUCUGGCCAUGCUCCAAGCAUCUGUUAUGACCAGUCAUCUUUAGGUAAGUUUCUCCGGACAUAAGUUUCCUCGUAUGUAUUGGUGGACUUCAGUUAUCUAACUCUCUGUCUUAGCUUCUGUCAAGCUAGUAGCUCACUUCUUUUGUAAAUUCCUGCUUCAGUCUGGGAUAUGUGGGAGCAGGGGAGAAAUAGGGAAAGGCAGCCCUAAGGUUGCCUGUACCUUCACGUGACAACACAGGGAAAUUGCUGUAGGCCUCACUGGUCAGAGAGGAGAGGCCUUGGGCUGGUUCUGAAACUUGUCUCACUCUUAACAGUCAGGAUAGAGUUCCAGUUUUCCAGCUAUCAGACUUUUAAAAAUAUAAUACAAGGCUAGCUUUUUUUGGCAAGCCAACAGUGCCUGGAGUAACAAUUAACUGUUACCUGCUUUGUUGCAGCUCUAUUACAGCCAGAACUUCAUUGCCAUCCUCUGCCCUCCUGUAUUACUUGGCAGGGGCGGGGGGUAGAUUUCAGGGCUGCGGAAUGAGCUGCACCCUGCUCCAGAGCAUCUACCCAAGUGACUGUCUUAGCUCCACCCUGUCUUUUGUGAAGUUUACUGCAAUGUCCCAAAAGAUGAGUUUCUGCUCUGGGGCUGCUGGUUUCCAUGCCACCCACCUGAGGUGUAUAUGUUCUAUUGUAUCUUGAGAUAACAAGUGUGCAUGAUAUUUCCUUCACUUCUGACUCAAUAUCCUAGAUCCAAAGGACAGGAAAUUAGGGAAGAUUCCACCCUGUGAUAAUCAGGGUAAGAAGAUCCAAUGUUUCUCUCCGGGUGAGAAGGCCUGGGCAGGUCAUCUUGAUUCUGGGCUGACUUGGAGUGGUAGAGAUCAUUCCUAGAGGAUUGUGCCUUCACAGGUGGGUUUCAUGUGUUUUGCAGAGGAAAAGGUUGUCAGCUAGGUUGAUGUUGCACAAUUAUCAAACUAAAACUGGUGGAAAUGAACUUUUUGAUAGCAGUGGCUCAAAGCCCCCAUCAGUGAGAUGUUCUCUCCACACGGGGGGCUGAUUUGGUAGAUUGCUGCACUUUUCUCCAUCCCCUUGGUGAGCUGGGGGGAGGACGCUCUAACUGGACCCUUCCUACCCUCCAAGUGCACUAUGUACAAUUAUGAAUUUGAAAUUGUUUACCUCUCCUAGAAAAAUUAUAUCCUUUACCCUCUCCAUUGCUCUGUGACCUGAACACAGUAGCAAGGCCCUGUUACCUCAGCCUGAGGUCACAGAUGGCGUGUGAGCAGAUCUUCAAACCUGCAGACCAUCUAAGGGAAGGGAUGUCUCCUUGUAAGCUGAAAGGCCAGGCCCCACACACGUACACACCGACUAUGUCUGUUCUUUGAGAUUCUUUCUUGAUCGUUGUACUCGAAGCAGCAAGUUUCUGGAUGCUGCAUGUCAUUCCAAGCUGCUGAGCUAUACACACAGGGCUUGAGGUCUUGGAUCAUUCUAGUUAACUCUUUAAAACACGGUGAAGUUGGACUGUCAAAUGCUAGCAGGCUUUAAGAAAGGAAAUAUGGUUGGAGCUUGCUUAGAUUUGCUUCUGAGCCUCAGGAUAGGAGUUUUAAAUCAUGUAAUUAAGCACCAUAAACUUUAGUUGCAGAAUGGGACUUCUGGUUAGUAAAAUUUUCACAUAUAAAGGCAAUUAGUCUUCAGCAAUUCUAACACAACAAUAACACAGAUAAUGCCAAAUAAAUUUAUUCUUGAUUCGGAAGAUACUGCAGGAUCCUGCAAUGCUUUAGGGUCAUUGGUGGAGAAUCCAUAUUCUGUUCUGUACAAUUCUGAAGUACUGUACCAUGUGUUGUAAGUGGCAAGAAUGCCAAGAGGCAGGUGUUUCCGGUAGAUGAGGGCCAGAUAACCAGCCUUCCUCCAUUUUGACAAACCAGUUUUCACUAUGGCCACUCUUGGGACUUCAUCAUGAGGGAAAUUUGCUGAGGUCUUGAGAAAUCACCCUGAUUAGGCUGAUUGUCCUUCAGAGAAAUGAGUAUUCAGCAGCUAGAAGGAACAGUGAGGUACUCAUCUUACAGUUCUUUAGGGCGUAUGCUUGAAAACCCUCAUGUCUCAGAUCUGUGUAGAGGGUACAUGCGGUUGAUUCCACAUUACGUACAUACACUGUUGUCAUGCUCACUAAGAAAGAGGGGAGCGAGAGAGGAGUUAAUCAGAUCCUUCCCUGUGGUGAAUGGAAGCUGUGCCCUGGUUAGUGUGUUUGCCAUGAACAGGCCGACUGAGCUGUUAAUGCGUGCUCAGAACCCCGUCUCCUGGGUAGACCCCACGCUUUUCCUUCUUUGCAGUCUGAUUCUGUCAUGACUAUCAGUGGAGAAACCCCCGUUUUGUGCUUGCUUGGCAAAAAUAAGUUUGAACAUUUCAAGGUGGUUGAUGGAAGUUUGUCCUUAAAACAUAUGACUCAGAUUCUUUAAAACUUGUUUAAUAUUUAUACCAAAGGUCGCGCUCUGCAGGUGUAUGUGUGGUGGGUGCACAGAGGGGGAAGUCUGGAGGGCCUAGCCCUGUGUGCAUUGCUAAGGGGACACAGUGAGACAAUAUGGGAUUUAACUGAAAACACAUCAGUCAUGGGUCAACUACCAGUGUUGUCAGGUAUUUGUUCUUAAUUGUUAUUGUAAUAUAUUUUCAGGUGUUUUGUUUUUCUAAUUUAAUACUUUCACCCUGUUGUCUGACUGUGAACUGCUAACAGUGUUAAACUUGAUGUAAAUAAUGAGGCCCUUGAAAGGGGAAUGCUGUCUGCCUGUUGUCUCACAAGGCUUGCCAACUUGUGUUUUAUUUUAAAUAAAGGUUGCAAUAUUUUAUUGGCAA